Molecule: messenger RNA, 7658 nt
Organism: Camarhynchus parvulus
Lineage: Eukaryota; Metazoa; Chordata; Aves; Passeriformes; Thraupidae
Gene: NALCN
Product: sodium leak channel, non-selective
Exons: 44
Coding region: 490-5706 (1738 amino acids)
Biological process (GO): monoatomic ion transport; transmembrane transport
Cellular component (GO): membrane
Molecular function (GO): monoatomic cation channel activity
Source: RefSeq, a predicted model, not a curated record
GCGCUGCUGCUGGGAGAGCGCAGUGCGGGCUCAGCCGAGGGGCGGCCCGGCGGGCCCCGUCUCGUGCCGGGCACCCCUCGUGUGUUUCGGGGCGAAGCGAGCACAGUUCCAAGCCGCUGUGGGGUGUUCUGCGAGACGGGACCGCCGUGCGGAUCCCCCCCGGCAGCGGGGCAGCUAAGUCACCUCUCUUCGCAGCCGGGUUCGUGAGCACGGCGCGGGUCUGUUAGUUCCGAGGCGCCCGUGCGCGGUCGGCACCGUCUCCUCCGCACCUGCUCCCUCCCCGCCCGCCCCCGCCGCCGUUGCCGAGAGACUGAACGCGGCCGCCGCCGGGCGGGCCCCGCCGCCCCGAUCCAUCGCGGGGAGGGCGGCGUGCGAGGCUGGCACAGCACCGCAACGCCCGCACACCCGCGGGGGCCGCUCCCGACCGCGCCAUGAAGGGAGAUGCUGGCGGAGGUUUCAUGAUUAUAGAUAAGAGAAGUUAACUUCAGGAUGCUAAAAAGGAAACAGAGUUCAAGGGUGGAAGCCCAGCCAGUUACAGAUUUUGGUCCUGAUGAAUCUUUGUCAGACAAUGCAGAUAUUCUAUGGAUUAACAAACCAUGGGUGCACUCUUUACUACGAAUUUGUGCCAUCAUCAGUGUUAUUUCUGUGUGUAUGAACACUCCAAAAACCUUCGAGCAUUAUCCGCCUCUCCAGUAUGUGACAUUUGCUCUUGAUACUCUGUUGAUGUUUCUUUACACUGCAGAGAUGAUAGCAAAAAUGCAUAUCCGUGGGAUAGUUAAGGGUGAUAGCUCCUAUGUAAAGGAUCGUUGGUGUGUGUUUGAUGGAUUCAUGGUCUUUUGUCUUUGGGUGUCACUGGUUUUACAGGUGUUUGAAAUAGCUGAAAUAGUUGACCAAAUGUCACCUUGGGGCAUGUUACGGAUUCCACGACCACUCAUUAUGAUUCGAGCAUUCCGAAUAUAUUUUCGUUUUGAGCUGCCAAGAACUAGGAUAACAAAUAUCUUGAAGCGUUCUGGAGAGCAAAUAUGGAGCGUUUCAAUUUUCCUUCUGUUCUUUCUUCUCCUGUAUGGGAUCCUGGGUGUGCAGAUGUUUGGAACUUUUACAUACCAUUGUGUGACUGACGACACACAGCCAGGAAAUGUAACCUGGAAUAAUUUAGCUAUCCCAGACACCCACUGUUCCAGAGAGCUAGAAGAAGGUUACCAGUGCCCACCUGGAUUUAAAUGCAUGGACCUUGAAGAUCUGGGACUUAGCAGGCAAGAGCUGGGCUACAGUGGCUUUAAUGAGAUAGGCACAAGCAUAUUUACUGUUUACGAAGCUGCUUCUCAGGAAGGCUGGGUGUUCCUUAUGUACCGAGCAAUUGACAGUUUUCCCCGAUGGCGUUCAUAUUUCUAUUUCAUCACCUUAAUUUUCUUUCUGGCCUGGCUUGUUAAGAAUGUUUUUAUUGCAGUCAUCAUUGAAACGUUUGCAGAAAUUAGAGUGCAGUUCCAGCAGAUGUGGGGGUCCAGGAGCAGUACUACUUCAACUGCCACCACCCAGAUGUUUCAUGAAGAUGCUGCCGGAGGUUGGCAGCUUGUGGCUGUUGAUGUGAAUAAACCCCAAGGCAGAGCUCCUGCAUGUCUACAGAAAAUGAUGAGGUCAUCUGUGUUUCAUAUGUUCAUACUAAGCAUGGUUGCUGUCGAUGUGAUUGUUGCUGCUAGCAACUACUAUAAAGGAGAAAAUUUCAAGAGACAAUAUGAUGAAUUUUACCUUGCUGAGGUUGCUUUUACAGUUCUAUUUGAUUUAGAAGCUCUUCUGAAGAUCUGGUGUUUGGGCUUCACAGGAUACAUCAGCUCAUCUCUCCACAAGUUUGAGUUGCUGCUUGUAAUUGGAACCACUCUCCAUAUUUAUCCAGACCUCUAUCACUCUCAAUUUACAUAUUUUCAGGUUCUUAGAGUAGUUCGUCUUAUAAAGAUUUCUCCUGCUUUGGAGGAUUUUGUGUAUAAGAUCUUUGGACCAGGAAAAAAACUUGGAAGUUUGGUAGUAUUUACUGCCAGCCUUUUAAUUGUAAUGUCAGCAAUCAGUUUACAGAUGUUUUGCUUUGUGGAAGAACUGGAUAGAUUUACAACCUUUCCAAGGGCAUUCAUGUCAAUGUUUCAGAUUCUCACACAGGAGGGAUGGGUGGAUGUUAUGGAUCAGACACUGAAUGCUGUAGGACAUAUGUGGGCACCAGUAGUUGCUAUUUAUUUUAUACUAUAUCAUCUUUUUGCUACUCUGAUUCUACUCAGCUUGUUUGUUGCUGUUAUUUUGGACAACUUGGAACUUGAUGAAGAUCUAAAGAAGCUUAAACAACUAAAGCAAAGUGAAGCUAAUGCAGAUACCAAGGAGAAGCUUCCCUUGCGUCUACGCAUCUUUGAAAAAUUUCCAAACAGGCCACAAAUGGUGAAAAUCUCAAAGCUUCCUUCAGAUUUCACAGUUCCAAAAAUAAGGGAAAGUUUUAUGAAGCAGUUUAUUGAUCGCCAGCAACAAGAUACCAGCUGUUUGCUGCGAAGACUUCCUUCAGCAUCUUCUUCUUCAUGUGACCACUCUAAAAGAUCAGCAAUUGAAGAAAACAGAUAUAUUGAUCAAAAGCUCCGUAAAUCUGUUUUCAGCAUCAGAGCAAGAAACCUUCUGGAAAAAGAGACAGCAAUCAAUAAAAUUCUAAGGGCCUGCACCAGACAACGCAUGCUGAGCGGAUCAUUUGAGGGGCAGCCAGCAAAGGAAAGGUCAAUACUGAGUGUCCAGCAUCAUAUACGACAAGAACGCAGGUCACUGAGACAUGGUUCGAACAGCCAGCGAAUCAGCAGAGGAAAAUCUCUUGAAACAUUGACUCAAGAUCACUCCAACACAGUGAGAUACAGAAAUGCACAGAGAGAAGACAGUGAGAUAAAGAUGAUCCAAGAAAAAAAGGAACAAGCUGAAAUGAAAAGGAAAGUCCAGGAGGAGGAGCUGCGAGAGAAUCACCCGUAUUUCGAUAAACCUCUGUUCAUAGUUGGCCGUGAGCACAGAUUCAGGAACUUCUGCCGAGUGGUGGUACGGGCUCGCUUUAAUGCUUCUAAAACAGAUCCUGUUACUGGAGCUGUGAAAAAUACCAAAUACCAUCAGCUUUAUGACUUGCUGGGUUUGGUUACUUACCUGGACUGGGUCAUGAUCAUUGUUACAAUAUGCUCCUGCAUUUCCAUGAUGUUCGAAUCCCCUUUUAGAAGAGUUAUGCAUGCUCCAACACUCCAGAUUGCUGAAUAUGUUUUUGUAAUAUUCAUGAGCAUUGAGCUUAAUCUGAAGAUUAUGGCAGAUGGCUUGUUCUUUACACCAACAGCUGUCAUUAGGGACUUUGGAGGAGUUAUGGACAUAUUUAUAUAUCUUGUGAGUUUGAUAUUCCUGUGCUGGAUGCCUCAGAACGUCCCUGCCAAAUCUGGAGCUCAGCUCUUAAUGGUGCUCCGCUGCCUCCGACCUCUUCGAAUUUUCAAACUGGUCCCUCAGAUGAGAAAAGUGGUGAGAGAGCUGUUUAGUGGCUUCAAGGAAAUUUUUUUGGUUUCUAUUCUUUUGCUGACAUUAAUGCUUGUUUUUGCAAGCUUUGGAGUGCAACUGUUUGCUGGAAAACUGGCUAAAUGCAAUGACCCUCACAUCAUCUCUAGGGAGGAUUGUCAUGGCAUCUUCAGAAUAAAUGUAAGUGUUUCCAAAAAUCUCAAUUUAAAGUUAAGACCUGGAGAGAAAAAGCCUGGAUUUUGGGUGCCACGAGUCUGGGCAAAUCCUCGGAAUUUUAAUUUUGACAAUGUGGGCAAUGCAAUGCUGGCGCUAUUUGAAGUGCUAUCAUUAAAAGGCUGGGUGGAAGUCAGAGAUGUUAUUAUUCACCGUGUUGGGCCGAUCCAUGGAAUCUACAUCCAUGUUUUUGUAUUCCUUGGCUGCAUGAUUGGACUGACCCUUUUUGUUGGAGUUGUCAUCGCUAAUUUUAAUGAAAACAAGGGGACAGCUUUACUGACUGUAGAUCAGAGACGAUGGGAAGAUCUGAAAAGCAGACUGAAGAUAGCACAACCUCUUCAUCUCCCACCUCGUCCGGAUAAUGAUGGCUUUAGAGCAAAGAUGUAUGAUAUAACUCAGCAUCCAUUUUUUAAGAGAACUAUUGCCGUACUUGUCCUGGCUCAGUCUGUGUUGUUAUCAGUUAAGUGGGAUGCUGCAGAUCCAGUAACUGUGCCUUUAGCAACAAUGUCUGUUGUUUUCACCUUCAUUUUUGUCCUUGAGGUCACAAUGAAGAUUAUUGCCAUGUCACCUUCUGGCUUCUGGCAAAGCAGGAGAAAUCGAUAUGAUCUCUUGGUGACAUCUCUUGGAGUUAUAUGGGUCAUACUUCACUUUGCCUUACUGAAUGCAUACACAUACAUGAUGGGGGCAUGUGUAAUUGUCUUCAGGUUUUUCUCCAUUUGUGGAAAGCAUGUAACACUGAAAAUGCUUCUCCUGACUGUGGUUGUCAGCAUGUACAAGAGUUUCUUCAUCAUAGUGGGCAUGUUCCUACUGCUUCUUUGUUAUGCUUUUGCUGGAGUGGUGUUAUUUGGUACAGUGAAAUAUGGAGAGAACAUUAACAGACAUGCAAAUUUUUCAUCAGCUGGCAAAGCUAUUACUGUACUCUUCAGAAUAGUUACUGGAGAAGACUGGAACAAAAUUAUGCAUGACUGCAUGGUUCAGCCUCCAUUUUGUACACCAGAUAACAGCACCUACUGGAAAACAGACUGUGGAAAUUAUGCUGGUGCUCUCAUGUAUUUCUGUUCUUUCUAUGUCAUCAUUGCAUAUAUCAUGCUAAAUUUGCUUGUUGCUAUCAUUGUGGAGAAUUUCUCAUUGUUUUACUCAACUGAAGAAGAUCAGCUUUUAAGUUAUAAUGACCUAAGGCAUUUUCAAAUAAUAUGGAACAUGGUUGAUGACAAAAGAGAGGGUGUAAUCCCUACCUUCCGAGUGAAAUUCCUGCUGAGGCUUCUGCGAGGCAGGCUGGAGGUGGAUCUCGACAAGGACAAGCUGCUGUUCAAGCACAUGUGCUAUGAAAUGGAGCGGCUCCACAACGGUGGCGAUGUCACUUUUCAUGACGUGCUCAGCAUGCUUUCAUAUAGGUCUGUUGAUAUCAGAAAAAGUCUUCAACUGGAAGAGCUGCUUGCCAGGGAGCAACUGGAAUAUACCAUAGAAGAGGAGGUGGCCAAACAGACCAUCCGAAUGUGGCUGAAAAAGUGCUUAAAGCGAAUCAGAGCAAAACAGCAGCAGUCGUGCAGCAUUAUCCACAGCCUGCGAGAGAGCCAACAGCAGGAGCUGAGCCGGUUUCUGAAUCCUCCCAGCAUUGAGACAACACAGCCAAGUGAAGAUAUGAAUGCUCUUAAUCAAGAUAACAGUGCACAGCCAGAGACAAGUAGCCAGCAGCAGCUCCUUAGCCCGACACUUUCUGACAGAGGUGGCUAUAGACAAGACACUGGAGAUGCUGGGAAACCUCAGCGGAAAUUUGGACAAUGGCGCUUGCCAUCAGCCCCCAAACCAAUAAGCCAUUCAGUGUCUUCAGUCAACCUCCGUUUUGGUGGACGUGCAACUAUGAAAUCUGUUGCAUGCAAAAUGAAUCCCAUGUCUGAUGCUGCUUCCUGUGGAUCAGAAGUCAAGAAAUGGUGGACAAGACAAUUAACUGUGGAGAGUGAUGAGAGUGGAGAGGACCUUCUUGAUAUCUGAGAAGCAUUUAAGUCAUUUCAGUCACAAUCUAAUUUUCUAUGCUUAAAGAUGCUGUGAUGUAUGAUUUCUUUAAAAUCAAUGUCAUAAAUUUUCUCUUACGUGUAUCCUCCUGCCACAUGAAGUGUAGCACACACUUCUGUGUUAGAAUUGACUUCCGUAGGUACUAACUGUACUCUAAGAAACUUGUAUACUAUAGCAGUACUAACAAAGCCAGAAAGACUAUAAUGCCCUUAGCAGACAGAGCAUUGAAAGGUGUCAUGUGUUCUGUAAAAUCAUAGUGAAAAUUUGAUAUACACACUUCUGUGUUUUUCUUCAACCUUUACCAUACAGGGGUAAUGUAUUUCUUCUCAUUGUGUUUUCCUUACUUAGUAAUAUUUCUUUAGAAAAAUUUUAUUAUUCACAAAUGACCUGAAGAGGUCAGCACUGACUUCAUGUUCAAGGGAAGUAUUUUUACUAAGUACAGAUACUGAAUCACAAUUCUAAGCUUUCACUGGACCUUUUUUAAAAUAUGCAAGAUACGGGAUUACUUAUUUUAAAAUUAGAAGGUGAAGAAUCGGCUUUUAAAAUGUAAAUAUCUUUGAGGUUUGGUUAAUUAUGCAAAGAGCUUGAUUUUCAUAGAGAAAAUAGGGUGGGGGAAAGGAAAAAAAUACAUGAAAAACUGUGCAUUUAAGCAUCCAGCAGAAGAUUUUCACAUGAAAAACAUGUGUUUAUGCUUCAUUUUCAGCAUAUACUGGUUACAUAUAUGUGUAGUGUCAUUAUUCUUCUUUUAAUUGGGUCCCAUUUUUCUUGUGUACUCCUAAGAUUUUCUUAUUGUCUGUGAUAAAAAUUAGCAUGUUGGGGAUUCUAAUUACAAAGUAGUAUUGUAUGUCUUUAAAAAUUCAGUUUUGACUGCAUAGGUAGAAUUUUACUUACCCAUGUUACUGCUCAUGCUACAGGCCUGCAGAGGUGAGGCAUGGCACUGUGCUGUGGCUGAGUAGCUUUGUCCCUUUUAUCCCAGCACAUCAUGUUUGACAUGUUGGCCUUCACUUGUUUUACGAGGCACCAGUAGCGCUACAUUGUCACCAGUGAAAAGCAGCCAUUGCUUUCAUAAAAGCUUUUCCAGUGAAAGGCCAAUGCUAUAUGGAUAUGGAGGUGGAGAAGGAGAGCCACAAAACACAACCAUGUUUGCUAGUUCCCAAAUCUAAGGCUGUCAAAAAAUGUGGGGUAAAAUUGUGCCCUUCCCUCAGGGAAGAACUAAGAGGUUGCAGAUUUUGUUGCUUGGGCCCUGACUAGGUUUUAUAGCAGAGCUGGGACCUUUCUGUUACCAUUGUUUCCUAUGGAAAUGAUAGUUUGCUCUAACGUGGCCUGAUGUGAGAUCUUGUAAGAGGCUCACGGUUUAUUUACAUCACCACUUCAAAAAUAUAUCCUUUCAAAAGCAGACAAAAGCCAGUGUUUUGCAAUUUUUUCUGGCCAAGAUAUUAAUCUAAAAUGGCCAGAAUACAACAGUGAAAACACACAGAUGCCUUCACCAAAAAUGCAAAAUUAGUUUUGACUAUGAAAUACAGCUUUCUUGGCAUCUGUCAAUGUUUUUUCCCAUUGUAUGGUUGAACAUUGUUUAGAUUUUUUUUCUAAAAUAAUGAUAUUGAACUUAUCUGUAUUUUGUGGGGGGUUUAUGUGUUUUGGGGUAUAUUUAAGUUUAAAUCUAGUCAACUGUAACUCUAUAGUAAAAGAAUAUGUGCAUUCUCUUGUUUACUAGAUCAUGAACCAACAAAACUUCAUAUGCAAAUCCAUUACUCUGUUCUGUUUUGUGCUUGUUUAAGUUGAGCUUUUGUAUCUAUAACAAAAAGACAAAUAUUGGAUUUAUAAAAGAGAGUAUCUUUGACAGUUCAAUGAUACAUUGAACUGCAGAUCAUUCUUGCUGCAAGCCUUCUUUUUAAAAAAUCUGGCAAACAUUUUUUCCUUGCCUUACAGUA